This is a messenger RNA of Microthlaspi erraticum, 804 nucleotides long. Lineage: Eukaryota; Viridiplantae; Streptophyta; Magnoliopsida; Brassicales; Brassicaceae. The record is from the annotation of a GenBank genome assembly.
AUGCAUUGUGUAAGAUCAACUCAAGAUGUUCUUGAAUUGAUGAAUGUUGGGUUAAAGAAUAGAGCCGUUGGUGCCACAGCUCUUAAUGAAAAGAGCAGUAGAUCACACAGCGUUCUUUCUGUUCAUGUACGUGGUGUUGACGUCAAGACUGACUCUACGUUGCGUGGUAGUUUGCAUUUGGUUGAUCUUGCUGGUAGUGAGAGAGUCGAUCGCUCUGAAGUAACCGGAGAGAGACUUAGAGAAGCUCAACAUAUAAACAAGUCACUGUCAGCUCUUGGAGAUGUUAUUUUCGCUCUAGCACAUAAGAAUCCUCAUGUACCUUAUAGAAACAGCAAGCUAACACAAGUCCUUCAGAACUCUUUGGGCGGACAAGCGAAAACUCUUAUGUUUGUUCAGAUUAAUCCCGAUGAAGCUUCAUAUGCUGAGACAGUAAGUACUUUGAAAUUUGCGGAAAGAGUUUCUGGUGUCGAGUUAGGUGCAGCGAGAAGCCAUAAGGAGGGACGCGAUGUUAGACAACUCAUGGAACAGGUAUCAAACUUGAAAGAUAUGAUUGCCAAGAAAGAUGAAGAGCUUCAUAAGUUUCAGAACGUAAACGUUGUCCAAACACGUGGCUUAAACAAUCUAAGGUUUGAGUCUUCUUCUCCUAGAAGGCAUUCUUUAGGAGGAGCUUCACCAAUUACUCCAAGACGAAGACAAGGAUCUGGUUUACUCGGAAGAACAACUUCAGAUUCAGCAGAUGAACGUAGGCACCAAAAUGAAUCUCGAUCAUUGUCUAAGUUUUCUGGUGGGGGCCAAAGACAUUAA